AUGUCGCCAUCAACACCUCCACCUCACUUGCCAGAAGAGGGCAAAGGUAAUGUCAACGACAACGUCAACGGCAAGCAUAAUGUCAACGGGAAUAUCAACUACAGCGGCAACCUUGAAGCGAUGGGAGAAAAAACACAUCAGGGCGACCCUGAAAAGGAACAUCAGACCAUCGAGCCUAACGAAUCAUCCACUGAGGUAAUCUUGACUGCCAAUGGCAGAGAGAAAUCAGAGUCCCCGGACAGCGAUGGCGCUGCUUCUGAAGAAAACGCCGGGGCUCCACCGCCAGAGCCUAAGUACCUGAAGGGUAUCGAAGCCUUCGUCGUCAUACUUGCGCUUAUGCUCAGUAUUGGCCUCAUGUCUCUGGAUCAGGUGAAUUUCACCUCUAAUUGCUCGCAAGAGCCGUCGUCUCUUUGCCAGACCUUUGCAUCACGGGCGGAUACGCUAAUGAUCUCCAUUCAGACCAUCGUUGCAACCGCUAUUCCGAAGAUUACCGACCAGUUUGACAAAAUCAACGACAUCGCGUGGUAUAGUUCGGUUUAUUUCCUGACGAUCGGAGCAUUUCAGUCACAGUGGGGCAAAGUGUAUAAAUAUUUCCCCCUCAAGACUAGUUUCCUGGUGUCAAUAUUCAUCUUUGAAGUUGGGAGUUUGAUCGCCGGUGUCGCCCAAAACUCAACGACUGUGAUCGUUGGACGUGCUAUCACCGGUCUCGGUGCCUCAGGUAUCGCACCUGGAGUAUACACGAUUGCUGCCUUUGCUGCUGAGCCGAAGGAGAGAGCUACUUGGGUAGGUAUCAUUGGUGCGGUAUAUGGUGUCGCCGCUGUCCUUGGACCACUCAUUGGUGGAGGGUUUGCAGAUGGCGUGUCUUGGAGAUGGUGCUUCUACAUCAAUCUUCCGAUCGGUGGUGUGGCCGCUGGUGUCAUUCUGCUCACCUUCAAGACCCCUGCAACCGCCAAGCGGGUCGAUGCUACACUGAAAGAAAAGCUUCUACACAUGGAUUUUCCAGGGACGGUGUUAAUAAUGGGUGCAUCCAUCGCCUUUCUUCUAGCUCUUCAGUACGGAGGUCAAACUCAUGCAUGGAAAUCUAGCGUUGUUAUUGGUUUGCUCGUCGGCUUCGUUCUCAUGCUCAUUGCACUUGUGAUAGUAGAAGUCUGGCAAGGCGAACUCGCGAUGCUGACACCACGCGUUAUGCGCCAACGACAUGUCUGGGUCAAUGGCGUAUGGGGCUUCUUCUUCGCUGGCUCGUAUUUCGUCACCCUCUAUUAUCUGCCUAUCUAUUUCCAAAGUAUCGACAACAGCAGUCCGAUUGGCUCCGGUGUGCGCAACAUUCCUCUUAUUAUCCUCUUUAGCGUUACCACCCUUGUCACAGGCAGAAUCAUCACGAAGACAGGUGUCGCAGCUCCGUAUCUGACAGCUGGGUCUGUGGUCGUAACCAUCGCCGCAGGCCUACUAUAUACCCUUGGUAUUGGGACUUCAGAAGGCAAAUGGGUUGGUUAUCAGAUCUUGGCGGGCUUCGGAUACGGCCUCGCCCUCCAAGUCCCGAUCGUCAUCGCGCAGGCUUAUGCUGAGCCAAGCGACAUAGCUUCUACGACUGCUAUCCAAAUCUGGUAUCGAUCUAUUGGCAGCACAUUUUUGCUCGCAGCCGCGCAAUCUGGUUUCGCCAAUCAGCUCGCGCACAAGCUUUCCAAGACCGCACCGAACAUCGAUCUCACCCUCGUCACGACUACCGGUGCGAGUGAGCUGCGCCAGGCAUUUUCCGGAACCGAGCUGGACGAAGUUCUGCGUGCGUACGCAUGGGGCAUCAAAGUUGCAUUCGCAAUCACUAUCGCAAGCGCCGGUAUCACUGUCUUUGUAAGCUUGGGUAAUAAGCGGCACAAUAUUAAUGCAUUGAAACCAAAGAAGGCUACUGGUACUUGA
Penicillium macrosclerotiorum is the source of this 1914-nucleotide messenger RNA. Its product is annotated as MDR family MFS transporter. The coding region runs from base 1 to 1914 and encodes 637 amino acids. Gene Ontology annotation, biological process: transmembrane transport. NCBI's taxonomy places the organism in Eukaryota, Fungi, Ascomycota, Eurotiomycetes, Eurotiales, Aspergillaceae. Gene Ontology annotation, molecular function: transmembrane transporter activity. The record is from RefSeq and is a predicted model, not a curated record. The transcript is spliced from 3 exons.